This is a messenger RNA of Ziziphus jujuba (common jujube), 8107 nucleotides long. Its product is annotated as piezo-type mechanosensitive ion channel homolog. The record is from RefSeq and is a predicted model, not a curated record. The transcript has 21 exons. Bases 390 to 7802 code for a protein of 2470 amino acids. Lineage: Eukaryota; Viridiplantae; Streptophyta; Magnoliopsida; Rosales; Rhamnaceae.
UAUAUAUAUAUACCAAAUCUAAAACCAUCUCGCUGUUUUUGCUCUCUUCGUAUUCUGGUCAACCACUGAGCGAUUUUAUUUUUGCGUUUUAAAAUUUUCAGUGACUUUCUCAGUGUCGUGACUUUCGGCUUAUACAAACUUUCUUUUUCCCCCGCAAAAUUUUGAUUAACCCGAUUAACUUCCAUAAUAUUUCGUUUCUUUGGUCGAUGACGAAACCGAGAAGACGUUAACCAGACUCUUCUUUAGAGCGUUUCAAAAUUCUGAAUUUUCUGGGAGUAUUUCGGAGUUUCCAGGGAAUGAAUUUCUGUGAUUGUAAUGCUAAUCGAAAACGUUUUAGCGGAUUUAUGGAAAGGUGAAGUUAUAAGUGAUCGUGUUGAAGAGCGCCUCUCAUGGCGAAUUUCCUAUCCGGGUUUUUAUUGCCUCUACUGCUUUUAACAGCUGCUCUUAUCAAUUGGAGCUUGAUCUCUCUUGUUGAUUUGAUAGCCUUCCUUCUCAUUCAAUUUGAUGUAGCAAAACCAGGUUUUCAUUUUCGAAAGAGGUUCUUAGCAUUGUGGCCCGUCAUCAUUUUUUCUGUACUUGUUAUUCUUUCUCAAGUGAUAUAUCUUGUUAUAUGGGCUAUUGAGGAAAACAGAGACAGUAUAGCAGAUGCCUGGUGGGCGAAGCUAACUGGAUUAAUGAUAAUUCAGUCAUGGAAAUCUCCCUCUAUGAUUUUUUUACUGGUUGUACAACUAUCAGCUGCUGCUGUUGCUUUAGUUGAUUUGCAUGGAAGCAAAUUUGGUCUGAUUUCAUGGCGAGAUUCAUGCUGGGCUCAUUUGUCAUUGGCAGUUGAACGUUUAGGUUAUCACCUUAGGGUUGCUUUCUGCUUGCUGUUGCCUGCCAUUCAGCUGGCUGAGGGAAUUAGCCAUCCUUCAUGGAUUUCUCUACCAUUUUUUGUUGGGAGCUGUGUUGGGCUUGUCGGUUGGUCUUUGACAAGCAACUUCCUUGGACUUUUCAGGUGGUGGAGGCCUUUGCAGCUAUAUGCAGGCUUCAAUAUUGUCAUUCUUUACAUCUAUCAGCUUCCUUUGGAGUUUCCAAAUAUGUUACAGAGAGUAGCUGAUUUCAUUGGUUUGUUCAAAAUUACUGCAAAUUCUGAGUGGCCUGAAAUUUGUUCAAGCUUUUCUCUUAUACUUUUCUAUAUCAUGCUCUCUUAUGUUAAAUGUGAUUUGGAGGAAAUGGAUUUUAUUAUGUCCAUGAGAGAAAAUAACUUGACGGAGCAACUUCUUCCCUCAAAGCAUUCCUUUUUCAUUCGUCAAUCAAGAUCUGGUGUAAGGCAUACCAAUGUUUUACUGAGGGGAGCAGUUUUUCGGACAUUUAGUAUUAACUUUUUCACGUACGGUUUCCCGGCGUCCUUGUUUGCUCUUUCCUUUUGGAGCUUCCAUUUUGCAAGUAUAUGUGCAUUUGGAUUACUUGCAUACGUGGGUUACAUUGUAUAUGCCUUCCCUUCCUUAUUCCAUUUGCACCGGCUGAAUGGGCUGCUUCUUGUCUUCAUUCUCUUGUGGGCUCUUAGCACAUAUAUUUUCAAUGUAGCAUUUACAUUCUGGAAUUGGAAUCUUGGAAAGGACAUGGAUAUAUGGGAGAUGGUUGGAUUAUGGCAUUAUCCUAUUCCUGGAUUUUUCUUGCUGGCACAAUUUUGUGUUGGAAUAUUGGUUGCCUUGGGUAAUCUUGUGAACAAUUCAGUUUUUCUCUGCUUGUCUGAUGAGGAUAGACAUUCUUCAAAUGACAACACGACUGCAAAUGGAAAGGAGGAGACUAAGGUAUUGAUUGUGGCCACGGUUGCAUGGGGAGUUAGGAAAAUCUCUCGGGCUAUCGUGUUGGUGCUGAUAUUCCUCAUUGCUAUGAAACCUGGUUUUAUUCAUGCUGUAUAUAUGAUAUUCUUCUUGAUAUAUCUUUUAAGCCACAACAUCAGCAGAAAGAUUCGGCAAUCUUUGAUACUUCUAUGUGAAGCUCACUUUGCACUGUUGUACAUUCUUAAAAUCAAUUUAAUUUCUAAUGCAUUGGAGCAAAAAGGAUCUAUUAGUAUGGGAGUUUUAUCACAGUUAGGUCUACUCGAAGAUGAAAGUUCCUGGGAUUUCUUAGAAGUAGCUUUGCUUGCUUGCUUCUGUGCAAUUCAUAACCAUGGUUUUGAAAUGCUAUUUUCAUUCUCAGCUAUUGUGCAGCAUACCCCUAGCCGUCCAAUUGGAUUUAGCAUUUUGAAAGCUGGUCUGAACAAAUCAGUUCUGUUGUCAGUGUAUGCCUCCCCAGCCACGAAGUACAGCCAUGACAAUCCUUCUUAUGAAAGAAGAAUAGCAGCAUUCCUUAGUGCAAUUGGGCAGAAGUUUCUUUCUGUGUACCGUUCAUGUGGAACCUACAUUGCCUUUUUGACUAUUCUCCUCACAGUAUACCUGGUUAAACCCAAUUAUAUAUCAUUUGGGUACAUAUUUCUUCUUCUUGUUUGGAUCAUUGGAAGACAACUUGUUGAGAGAACAAAAAGACGCCUUUGGUUCCCAUUGAAAGCAUAUGCAAUCAUGGUGUUUGUCUUCAUCUAUAGCUUGAGUAGCUUUCCCAGCUUUAAGAUGUGGUUGUCCAGGUUAAUCGACCUUUAUUUUUAUCUUGGCUUCAACCCGGAAGCUUCAUCUUUGGAAAAUGUUUGGGAAUCUCUAGCAGUCUUAAUUGUCAUGCAACUUUAUAGUUAUGAAAGGAGACAGAGCAGAUAUAACGUGUCAGAUGAUCCUGAUCUGUUGGAGUUUGGGGUGAUUGGAUUUGUAAAAAGGUUCCUCAUUUGGCACAGUGACAAAAUCUUGUUUGCUGCUUUUUUCUAUGCUUCUUUAUCUCCAAUUAGUGCCUUUGGUUUUGUAUAUUUACUUGGCCUUGUUAUCUGUUCAACUUUACCUAAAGCUUCAAGGACCCCGUCCAAAUCAUUCUUGGUUUAUACUGGAAUUCUUGUAACAGCUGAAUAUCUCUUCCAGAUGUGGGGUAGUCAAGCAGAGAUGUUCCCUGGACAAAAACAUUCUGAUUUAUCCCUCUUUUUGGGUUUUCGUGUAUUCAAGCAUGGGUUUUGGGGCCUAGAAUCAGGCCUGAGAGGAAAAGUGAUGAUUAUUGCUGCAUGUACACUUCAAUAUAAUGUUUUUCACUGGUUGGAGAAGAUGCCAAGUGUUGUUCGAAACAAAGGAAAGUGGGAGGAGCCUUGUCCUUUGUUUGUCUCAGCAGAAGAUGCAGCAAGUAAUGGCUCCAUUUCUGGUGAGGAAAAUAAGCCAACAUCAGAUUAUGGAGCACAAUCUGUAAAACAAGUGGCAAGAGGUUCUGAGGGUAGUGGCAGUAGCAAAUAUUCAUUUAAUUAUAUUUGGGGAAGCACCAAGGAGAGCCACAAGUGGAAUAAGAAGCGAAUUAUUGUCUUGAGAAAGGAAAGGUUCGAAACACAAAAGACCCUCUUAAAAAUCUAUGUGAAAUUCUGGAUGGAGAAUCUGUUUAACCUCUUUGGUCUUGAGAUAAACAUGAUUGCAUUGCUUCUUGCAAGCUUUGCUUUGUUAAAUGCCAUAUCAAUGUUGUACAUAGUGUUGCUUGCUGCUUGUGUUAUUUUGAAUCGGAGAGUUAUACGUAAAUCAUGGCCUGUAUUUGUCUUCUUGUUUGCUUCCAUUCUCAUUCUUGAGUACUUUGCCAUUUGGAAGACAAUGUGGCCUGGAAGUCAACCUGGUGGGACUGAUAUACAUUGUCAUGACUGUUGGAGAGACUCAACCCUAUAUUUCAGUUAUUGUGAAAGCUGUUGGCUAGGACUUAUUGUUGAUGAUCCCCGAAUGCUUAUCAGCUAUUUUAUGGUCUUCUUGCUAGCUUGCUUCAAACUUCGUGCUGAUCACUUGGCCAGCUUCUCAGUGUCAUCAACGUACCAUAAAGUGGUGUCUCAACGUAAAAAUAUAUUUGUCUGGAGAGAUCUUUCUUUCGAAACUAAAAGCAUGUGGACCUUUCUUGACUAUCUGAGGCUUUAUUGCUAUUGCCACUUAUUGGAUCUUGUUCUUACAUUGAUUUUGAUUACUGGAACCCUUGAGUAUGACAUUCUGCACCUUGGUUAUCUUGCUUUUGCACUGGUUUUCUUUCGAAUGAGACUUGAAAUAUUAAAGAAGAGGAAUAAGAUAUUCAAGUUUUUGCGCAUAUACAAUUUUGUCCUUAUUGUGCUUUCUCUUGCUUAUCAAUCUCCUUUCCUUGGGGAAUUCAGCGCCGAGAAGUGUGAGACUAUCAAUUAUAUAUAUGAGAUGAUUGGAUUUGUUAAAUAUGACUAUGGGUUUCGGAUUACUGCAAGAUCAGCUUUUGUUGAAAUUAUUAUAUUUAUGCUGGUAUCUCUUCAGUCAUACAUGUUCUCCUCCCAAGAGUUUGAUUAUGUGUUUCGAUAUCUUGAAGCAGAGCAGAUUGGUGCCAUUGUGCGUGAGCAAGAGAAAAAAGCUGCAUGGAAAACUGCACAUUUACAACAUAUUCGUGAGGCUGAGGAGAAGAAACGCCAGCGUAACAUGCAAGUGGAAAAGAUGAAAUCAGAGAUGCUCAACCUGCAAAUUCAACUUCAUAGCAUGAACUCGGUUGCAACUUGCAGUGGCACUUCUCUUGGCAACGAAGGUCUAAGAAGGAGAAGGAGUACUUCUCUUACUUCUAAUAAUGAUGCCGGGACCCCUGAUAAAGAUGGAAUUAUCAUUAAAAAAGAGCAGAUAAUUGGAGAGGAUUCAGUAUACCCUUUUGAAUCGCAUGAAUCUCCUGCUGCAGUGGACAUGGACAUUCCACAAGCAAUGGAGUCUGUGAAGCAUUCAAUAGAAUCUCCUCAUUGUGAGAUUACUGAAGUUGAAGCGGAUUUUUCUGAUAAGGCCCUUAUUGACUCAGAAUAUAAAGAAAAAGUUAAAGGCCAAGCUAAGGAAAACCCAUUAAUAUCUGCCGUACAGCUUAUUGGUGAUGGUGUUUCCCAGGUACAGUCUAUUGGAAAUCAGGCAGUUAACAACCUUGUGAGCUUCUUGAACAUUACACAUGAAGAAUCUGAUACAAAUGAACAUUCAUCUACUGAGGAUGAGGUAUAUGAUGAGAUGGAGAGUCAAAAAACAAAAUGCAUGUCUUUGGACCGUUCAUCUUCUUUGCAGUCUGAUAUGAGUUCCGAUGCUGCAAGCCUGCAAUUAGGAAAAAUCUUUCGUUAUAUUUGGACACAGAUGCGAUCCAACAAUGAUGUUGUGUGUUAUUGUUGCUUUGUUCUGGUCUUUCUGUGGAACUUUAGUUUUCUUUCUAUGGUGUAUCUGGCAGCUCUAUUCUUGUAUGCACUCUGUGUAAAUACCGGUCCAAGUUACAUUUUCUGGGUUGUUAUGCUGAUAUACACAGAAGUUUAUAUUUUGCUUCAGUAUUUGUACCAGAUUAUUAUUCAGCACUGUGGGUUUACUAUUGAUACAGAUAUCCUCCGUGAGCUGGGAUUUCCUACUCAUAAAAUCAUGUCAUCCUUUGUUGUCAGUUCGCUGCCUCUCUUUCUUGUUUACUUGUUUACCCUGAUACAGAGCUCUAUUACUGCAAAAGAUGGCGAAUGGAUGUCUUCUAUGGAGUUAAGCUUAUAUAAGAAGAAUGGUCUUGCUGGAAAUGAAGCCUUUGUGACUCAUGAUUGGAGUGAGAAGGCAAAAGAUCUGCUGCAGCUAAUGGAAUAUACCAUAAAAUUCAUAAUUAGAAGCUUUUUAACAUACUGGAAAUCAUUGACUCAGGGAGCAGAAUCUCCUCCUUUCUUUCUCCAGGUGUCUAUGGAUGUGGACUCAUGGCCAGAGGAUGGAAUUCAGCCAGAAAGAAUUGAAUCUGGAAUAAAUCAAUUGCUUAGAAUUGUCCAUGAUGAAAGAUGUAAGGCAAAAAACCCUAAACUUUGCCCUUGUGCUAGUAGAGUUCAUGUGCAAAGCAUUGAAAGAAGUCAAGAAAACCCAAGUGUGGCCUUGGUUGUUUUUGAAGUGGUAUGUGCCUCCCCGUUGACAGACUGUGCUUCGGUUGAGUGGUACAGGUCACUUACCCCUGCAGCAGAUGUGGCCGAUGAGAUACUUAAAGCACAGCAAACUGGGCUUUUUGAGGAAAUCAGGUUCCCGUAUCCUAUAGUUUCUGUAAUUGGGGGAGGCAAAAGAGAUAUUGAUCUGUAUGCCUAUACAUUUGGUGCUGAUCUGACUGUUUUCUUUUUAGUUGCCAUGUUCUAUCAAUCUGUGAUUAAGAACAACAGUGAAUUUCUUGAUGUGUAUCAGCUUGAAGAUCAGUUUCCUAAAGAGUUUGUAUUCAUCUUGAUGGCUAUCUUUUUCUUGAUAGUGCUUGAUCGCGUGAUCUACCUCUGUUCAUUUGCCACUGGAAAAGUGAUUUUCUACCUUUUCAGUCUUGUCCUUUUUACAUAUGCAGUUACAGAGUAUGCUUGGAAUAUUGAGCCUUCCGACCAGCAUCACCCGGAGACCUCUAACCACCAACAUGCUGGAAAGUUAGCACUCCGAGCUAUAUUUCUUGCAAAAGCUGUUUCUUUAGCAUUGCAGGCUGUACAAAUCAGGCAUGGAAUUCCUUAUAGAAGCACUUUGUCUCGGCAGUUUUUGACCAGUAAAAUUUCACGAAUUAAUUACUUAGGCUACCGACUUUAUCGUGCCCUGCCAUUCCUUUACGAAUUGCGAUGUGUACUCGACUGGUCAUGUACAACCACGUCUUUGACCAUGUAUGAUUGGCUAAAACUGGAGGACAUAUACGCAAGCUUGUACCUUGUCAAAUGUGAUGCAGUUUUAAAUAGAUCAAAGCACAAACAAGGAGAAAAGCAAACAAAAAUGACCAAAUGUUGCAAUGGGAUAUGUCUGUUCUUCGUAUUAAUCUGCGUUAUAUGGGCUCCUAUGCUGAUGUAUAGCAGUGGUAAUCCUACAAACAUGGCAAACCCCAUUAAGGAUGCCACUUUUCAGGUCGAUAUUAAGACAGUGAGUGGAAGUUUGACACUGUAUCAGACCACCCUAUGUGAAAAGCUUCCAUGGGAUAAGCUCAGCUCUAAUGCUAAACUUGAUCCCAAGAGUUAUCUGGAUACAUAUAAUAAGAAUGAUAUCCAGUUCAUAUGCUGUCAAGCUGAUGCAAAUGUCUUGUGGCUUAUUCCUGAUGUGGUUAGGACCAGAUUCAUUCAGUCCCUUGACUUGGGAAUUGACAUGGAUAUUACUUUUGCAUGGGUACUUACCAGAGACAGACCGAAAGGAAAAGAAGUUGUAAAAUACGAUGGGAGUGUUGGUGAUCAAUAUCUUCCAGAUCCAUCAGAUGUUCAGAAAGUUCUUAAUGGCUCUUCAAACAGUUUUAGGAUAGAUAAUGUUUAUGAUAGAUUCAUCCGUGUCACUGGUUCUGGUGAAUUUAGACCUUUGGAAUUAGAGGAUAAUUAUGUUGGUGCCGACUUGGUUAUGAACCAUGCAAACUAUGAUUGGUGGUCGUUCAAUGAUAUUAAUGCAUCAGAUAUCAAUGCAUGCGGUAGUUUAACAGGACCAAUGGCUGUUGUAGUAUCUGAGGAAACGCCACCACAGGGUAUUCUUGGUGAUACUCUAAGCAAGUUCAGCAUCUGGGGCCUCUACAUAACCUUCGUUCUAGCAGUAGGCCGCUUUAUCAGACUCCAAUGCUCUGAUUUAAGAAUGAGAAUUCCCUACGAGAACCUUCCUUCCUGCGAUAGGUUGAUUGCAAUAUGUGAAGAUAUAUAUGCGGCAAGAGCCGAAGGUGAACUUGGAGUGGAAGAAGUACUUUACUGGACACUGGUGAAGAUUUACAGAUCGCCGCAUAUGCUGCUUGAAUACACAAAAGCUGACUAGACUGUGCAACGUCAAAUGCUACUUUCCCUUGACAAUAUAUUUGCUGACACCCAUUUAGAGAUACGCUAACCAUAAUACCAAAGCUAUAGCAGUAGGAAAUAAUUUUAUACAAGUUUUUCAAUAUUAUUAUUAUAUAUAUAUAUAUUUUUUUUUUUACUCAUCAUUUUCAUGAGAUAAGUCUGAAGACAGUUAUGACGUCAUGACCUUGAGCCCCGUAUUAAGAAGGGGCUGCUAAAAUUGUCAUGAUAAAUGUGUGUAUUUUUUAGUAAAAUUUGUAUAAAAAUGUAUGUGAACGCUUUUCAUUA